CACAUACACAGUAGCUUUAUUCAUAAUAGCCAAAGGACAGACACAACCCACAUGUCCAUCAACAGAUGAAUGGGUAAAGAAAAUGCGGUAGAUACAUUCAAUGGAAUAUUAUUCAGGCUUAAAAAGGAAGGAAAUCCUGACACGUGCUGCAACAAGGAUGAACCUUGAAGAGAUCGUGCCAAGUGAAGUAAGUUAAUCACAAAUGGCGUUAGGUAAGCAGGGAAUGGGCAAUUAGUGUUUAAUGAUUAUGGAGUUACAGUUUGAGAUGAUGGAAAAGUUCUGGAGAUGGAUGAUGGAGCAGGCUGCACAACAGUGUGAAUGUACUUAAUGCCAAUGAAUUAUACAUUUAAAAAUGGUUAAAAUGGGAAAUUUUAUGUCAUGUAUAUUUUACCACAAAAGGGGGAAAUAUUUUUUAAAAUUAACAAAUUAAGAAAAACUGUACACACUGUAUUAUCCCCUCAGAGCUGUAUUCUUGGCAGUUGAAUCUCUUAGUUGGACUUCUCGGAAGAUAUUUUGGAGGAGGCUUUCUUGGGCAACACAGUAGUUACACUGGCAACUCUACACACAUGGAGUGCUGUCUCUGUAUUUGUGAGUGUGUGUUCUUUGAUUUAUUUUAAACCAUGGACAUACGAAGUUAUACCAUCAAAUAUUAGCAGGUCAUUCCUAAAUAAUAACAGAAUGGAAACAGUAAUAGUUUACAUUUACUUUUCCUUAAUCAUAGUAUCUAAAGGUGCUGUAUUAGUCUGGGUCCAAUAAUGAGAUUUAAACCACACUGUAGGUUAAACAGGGAAAGUUUAAUAUAAUGAAUGAGUAAACUUUGAUCAGAUGACAUGCACCUGUAGUCUCAGCUACUCAGGAGGCUGAGGCGGGAGGAAUGCUUGAGGCCAGGAGUACGAGACUGUAGUGUGCUAUAGUCAUAGCACCUGUGAAUAGCCACUGGACUCCAGCCUGGAAAACAUAGUGAGACCCCAUCUCUGAAAAAACAACAACUCUGAUUAAAGUGUGUCUAGAAAAUAUAAAGAACCUAUGGCUAAGGACAAAUACUCAAAGAAGACACACUUGAAAGGGACCCUUCCCCAAAUUUGGGUUUCAGAUCUGACUGGAGCAGGUAUAGUUCAGCCUACUGGAUAGCUACUGUGUAGAAGUUUGAUGGCUUGCCCAGGCUGGAUCUGGUAUACAGUCAAGGGAAAGGCAGAAAGGAACGCACUAGAAUGCAGGCAGGGCAUAGGUCAUCAGCAAGCAGUGGCAUGAGAGCAGAGGGAAUGGUGAUGGGUACAGGUGAGCCAACGGCUCUACAGAGAGCAGUGGCUCGAUGGGCACAGGUGAGGAAUUGGGGGCACAGGUGAGGAAUUGGGCUGCUACUGGAGUUAGGAGUGCUUUCAAGUUCCAGUUUUCACAUCAAGUGAGGUGCUAGGUUAUUGCUAGAACAGCCAAUAGUUGCAGUGUUGCCAAGGAAGUGUGUAUCCUGGUAAAGUGCCAGAGGCAGAGCUCAGGCUAUUUGAAAUCCCCUUCCUCCUGCAAUGUCCUACCAACACUGUCUAUUGAAAAUGCUUAAUAUAUCGCCCAUUGCAAAGGUUAGAUGCAUAGAGGAAAUCUGUCCAUUGUCACAGAGUAUAUAGUGAAGGGUUAAUUUGGAGCUGAGAAGCAAUAAGUUGAUAACUGUCACAGGCACUUCAUCUCUCAGUGUCUCAUUCAGUCAUGUACUGAUGCUCCCUAGACAACACCUUCUAAUUUCUGCAUUUCUGCAUGGCUACUAUUCCUCCUCCAAAACUAUUUUUUGAUGAUGUCUGAGUUCAUCACUCUGCAAAAACUAAGUCAUGUGGCUCUUUGUAUUUGAAAGUGAAAUUGUCUAACCUGUAAUUUAUUUCACAUGAAAUAUGACACUGAAAGCAGUAAUGUCAAAGAAAAUUUUUCAUUCGUUGAUAUCAGCAAUUAAUUAGAGCUGCCAAAAUACCACCAUUCUUAUCUGUAUAUCAAUUUCUGCUUACCAAAACACUGCUUACAAUAAAUUUGGUGACAUCUGGCAAACUGCCUGUUGCGAGUGCUAUUCAUCAGCCUGCACUUUGGUCAUGCAUUUAUUUUCAAAAACUCAUAAAGCUCCUGGCCAGGCCCAGUGGCUCAUGCCUGUAACCCCAGGACUUUGGGAGGCUAAGGCAAGAGGAUUGCUUGAGCCCAGGAGUUCAAAACCAGCCUGGGAAACAUAGGGAGACCCUUGUCUCUACAAAAACAAAUCUAAAAAAAAUUUGCCAGGCAUGGUGGUGCAUGCCUGUGAUCACAGCUACUUGGGAGGCUGGGGCAGGAGGACUGCUUGAGCCCAGGAGGUAGAGGCUGCAGUGAGCCAUAAUCGUGCCAAUGCACUCCAGCCUGGGCGACACAGCGACACCCUAUCUCAGAAAGAAACUAUCUUGACUUACAAACAGAUCUACGCUUAAAAUUUUCUAAACACACUGCAGAGCUGCUCAAACACAGCACUUAAUGGGUGCUCAAUAAAGUAUAAAAUCUUCACACAGGUGAAAGCCAGAGGAUGCAGCAUCAGCCUUUCCUGCACUUUGUGGCAGAGUCACAUCAGUCACAUAGACCUGCCUAGCACUCUGCCCCGUAAAUAUUCUUCAACUCAACAAAGGCCAUAGAUAAAGGAUGGACUUUCUGAACCCCAAAUCCAUACACAAGGGUGAGUAAACUUAUGAAGACAAAGAGCCUGCAAUGUUAUCUGGUCCUGCUCUGGAAAUUUUGGACACACGGUUAGCACCCAUGAGAAAUCCCAGAGAAUGACAAACCUCUAAAUCCAGGGCCAGUUUGGUCUCACAAAGGCUGACAUCCCCAGAUUUCCCUAUGCCUGCCUACUCACCCCAGGAGAAACUGAAUUGUAAGUGUGGGAUUUCUACAAAACAGCUGCUAAGCCAUCUAACUUCAUCAUCCUCAUCCCACCCAGCUCACCUUUUAUUUAUUUUUUUAAAAAAUGGAGAUGGCGUUGCCCUCUGUUACCUGCCCAGGCUGGUCUCGAACUGCUGGUCUCAAGUGAUCUUCCCGCCUCGGCCUCCCAAGUCGCUAGGAUACAGGCCCGGCCUGUGUGUGUACAAAACGUGGGCCUUGCCCUAGCCCACCUUUUACACAUAUAUCCAUUAGUUCUCGAAUAGGUGAGAACACCCGCUCAGGUGGCUAUGGAGGGCGCCGGCGGCUUUCUUUUCAAUGACGCUUGCUCGCCCUGGAUAGACCUUACUUUCUCUCUCUGUCCCCUAUCCUGAGAGCUGAGUCAGAACCGCCCGCGGGGUUCACUCCGACAACUCCCAGGCCCUUGCCGCGCGGCGGAAACCGUGACUUGCCAGGCCCCACUUCUGCACGCCCCGCCCCGCCCGCCGCGCCCAGCCUCUACGCGCCCCGCCCCGCUCCGCGCUGGCAGAGCGGACCAAGGCCCUCGGCCGCCCCGCGUCAUGGCCGCGCCCGCCCCGGUCACGCGGCAGGUUAGCGGCGGCGCCGCCCUGGUCCCGGCCCCGAGCGGACCCGACAGCGGGCAGCCCCUGGCGGCCGCCGUGGCCGAUCUGCCGGUGCUGGACGCCCGCGGACAGCGGGUACCGUUUGGCGCGCUGUUCCGGGACCGCCGCGCCGUGGUGGUGUUCGUGCGGCAUUUCCUGUGUUACAUCUGCAAGGAAUACGUAGAGGAUCUGGCCAGAAUCCCCAAGAGUUUCUUACAAGAAGCAAAUGUCACCCUUAUAGUGAUUGGACAGUCAUCCUACCAUCAUAUUGAGCCUUUUUGCAAACUGACUGGAUAUUCUCAUGAAAUCUAUGUUGAUCCUGAGAGAGAAAUUUAUAAAAGAUUGGGAAUGAAAAGAGGUGAAGAAAUUGCCUCCUCAGGACAGAGCCCCCACAUAAAAUCAAAUCUACUCUCAGGAAGCCUUCGGAGCCUGUGGCGGGCAGUGACUGGCCCUCUCUUUGAUUUUCAAGGAGACCCAGCUCAGCAAGGUGGAACCCUCAUUUUAGGUCCAGUCCGUGGUUUGUUGAAUGAGGAUGCGGAACCCAUGGAUGCAGAAGGCCAGCUGUGCUUAGAAAACAUGCCUCAUGGCCGGGUGCAGUGGCUCACGCCUGUAAUCCCAGCACUUUGGGAGGCCGAGGUAACAACAUCCAUUUUAUACACCGCGAUAGGAAUAGGUUGGAUCACAAACCUAUCAACUCUGUUUUACAGCUUGUAGGAGUUCAGCAUGUGAACUUUACAAACAGACCUUCAGUUAUCCAUGUGUGACUUAAAAUGCACUCAGUCACUUUCAACUGGACCUUUUGGAAUGUGACCUUCAAUGCCUAGGUGUAAUAUCUUUGUGCAGUGUCUAACCUGCUGUCCCUUCCCAGCCUUUGAGGAGUUAGGGAAGCAUAAAGGGGGCUUGAACCAGUUGAUAUGCGUGCUGGGAGGCAUCAGUUGUCAAAAUGUGAUAUAUACUUCCAUUUUAUAGCUUUUAACAUUUUAUACAAAAUAGCAAAAAUGAAUAUACAAAAUAGAACUUUAAAAGCUAUAAAAUCAUAAAUACUCUUUAAAUUAUUUUACAUUGUGGUAUAUUCAGUCAAUGAAAGAUUUUUUUUGGCAAUCUAAAUUCUGACGAAGAAUAUAUAAAGACAGGAGAGCAACACAAGACCAUUGUAUUCAGUGAAGAAGGCAAAAUAUCAAAUCUGUCAACAAUGUAACUGCAUUUUUAUAUGUAUAUAUUUGUAUUUUUGUAUGCUUAGGAAAAAGACAGGAAAUAAACACCAAAAUGUUGCCAGUAGGUAUCUCUGUGUUAAGAUUACAGUGUUAUUAUUUUCUUUUCUGUACUUUUCUGUAUUUCCCAACUGUUAUAUAAUGAGCAUGAUUAAUAUUGUAGGGCCAGGAAAAGGUCUUUAAACGUUAUAGGACAAUUUUAUGCCACAUAACAACCUUCACAAAAGUGCAAAAUUAUAUAAGCUGCAGUCCACUUUUCUAUCCUAAUUGCUUUACUCAGAGGAAGUGUGGCAAUCCGAACAUUUCACAUGUAGCCAGUGUCCACAGCACCUUCUCGAACUACAUACUUGCUAUCCAUUUCACUAGGGUUUUGGGGGGUUGGGGGAGCUAUGGAGAAAAAAAUUGUUUUAGAUAUUUAAGAUACGUAUUUAAAAAUAUGGUCGGUGUGCUUUUUGAAAGGGAACUAUAAGAAUUUUUUUUUUUUUUUUUGAGACGCAGUCUCACUCUGUUGCCCAGGCUGGAGUGCAGUGGCGUGAUCUCGGCUCACUGCAAGUUCCGCCCUCCGUGUUCACGCCAUUCUCCUGCCUCAGCCUCCCGAGUAGCUGGGACUACAGGUGCCCGCCACCACGCCCAGCUAAUUUUUUGUAUUUUUAGUAGAGAUGGGGUUUCACCGUGUUGUAACAGCCAGGAUGGUCUUGACCUCCUGACCUCGUGAUCCGCCAACCUCGGCCUCCCAAAGUGCUGGGAUUACAGGCGUGAGCCACUGUGCCUGGCCUUUUUUUUUUGAGAUGGAGUCUUGCUCUGUCACCCAGGCUGGAGUGCAAUGGCUCAAUCUCAGCUCACUGCAACUUCCGCCUCCUUGGUUCAAGCAAUUCCGCCUCAGCCUCCCAAGUAGCUGGCAUUACAGGCACCCGCCACCACACCUGGCUACUUUUAGUAGAGACGGGGUUCCACCAUGUUGGCCAGGCUGGUCUCGAACUCCAUACCUCAUGUGAUCCAUCUGCCUCGGCCUCCCAAAGUGCUAGAAUUACAGGCAUGAGCCACCAUGCCCAGCCAAGAAUUGUUUAAAUUUUUUUAAAACUUGGUAAUUUAAAUGUACACUAUGGUUUAGUUAUGCAUUCCUAGAGAACUGCUAUUUCUCACCCCCAAACUGCUCUUAUUUGGGAGACUGUUGUCAUCUUUUAUUUUUCUAGAAUCUUUUUUUUUUUUUUUGAGAUGGAGUUUCACUCUUGUUGCCCAGGCUGGAGUGCAAUGGCACGAUCUCAGCUCACUGCAACCUCUGCCUCCCGGGUUCAUGCGAUUCUCCUGCCUCAGCCUCCCAAGCAGCUGGGAUUACAGGCAUGCGCCACCACGCCCAGCUAAUUUUCUAUUUUUUAGUAGAGAUGGAGUUUCUCCAUGUCGGUCAGGCUGGUCUCGAACUCCCGACCUCAGGUGAUCCACCUGCCUCAGCCUCCCAAAGUGCUCGGAUUAUAGGCGUGAGCCACUGCGCCUGGCCUGUUUUUCUGGAAUCUUAAUAUGUUUAGUUGGGAAGUGUCCAGAAAUCCUGAUGAAAAGUAUAGCAGAAUCAGAAUUUUGGUAAUGAUUAGCAAGUAUAAUACUGCUUUGAACUCAGUACUUUUAUAUGAAGCAUAUAAAGUUACAAAAAAAACUAAUGUAUUCAAAUAUUUGAAUAUACCUUCAUGUUUGUAUAAUGUUUUUAUUCAAUAAAAAUGAAAUUUCUCAUUUAAA
Messenger RNA from Symphalangus syndactylus (siamang), 6412 nucleotides. It is a transcript of the gene PRXL2C, whose product is annotated as peroxiredoxin like 2C. NCBI's taxonomy places the organism in Eukaryota, Metazoa, Chordata, Mammalia, Primates, Hylobatidae. The record is from RefSeq and is a predicted model, not a curated record.